Molecule: messenger RNA, 2319 nt
Organism: Pisolithus orientalis
Lineage: Eukaryota; Fungi; Basidiomycota; Agaricomycetes; Boletales; Pisolithaceae
Exons: 11
Coding region: 1-2319 (772 amino acids)
Source: RefSeq, a predicted model, not a curated record
AUGACAACCCUGCUAUCAAUGGAACCAAAGGUCAAAACCACUACCACUCUCCCCAAUGACAAGGCAUUUGCCUUUCUUGAGAGGUUCACACACAAAGAAUUCACUGACACCACCCUCCUAUUCAACAUCAAAAUUGAGCUUGCUGUUGCUGGCAUUGCCUUCAAAUUGGAGGAAUGGUUAGACCUGAUCAAGAUCAUCAUAUUGAAUCUGGGGGGCAUGGGGAUAAAUGCCAUCAAGGCUGCAUGGGAGCUCAAACAAGCUAAGGUAGCCCCAGUAGUUCCCUUGUUGGAAGAUGCUGCCACAUGGCAGUUGGUUUUGUGUUGGGCAACUGAUGAUAGCCUUUCCUUCAGCAUAUUCUUGACAGAGAUGGAGAAGUUUGGCAACAGAUACCAGUUUGACAAGUGGAAGUCCAUCUUUGACCAAGUAUUUGAAGCCUCUUGGGAGGGUACCACUGUUGAGGUCAUUAGGGCAGCCAUGGCUGAGCAUGGUGUCAUCAAGCCCUCUAGCAGAAGCUCAUGCAGAUCCCACCACUCCCUACACCCAGCGAAGCAUCCAAGAAUGAGCACAUCUGCUUCUCAAUAUCUGGAUAUUUCUGCACAGGAGGAUGAAGAGGACAAAGAGGAAGACAAGGAAGAUGAACUAGACAAUGAAGUGGACUGCCAUCCAAGGGUGACCAUGAUAGCUCCAUCAGGGCACAUGAAUCUAACUCAACAGCUCAAAAGCCUUUUCCACCACUAUGGUGGCAAGGGGAGUGCAGAAGGGUCAAGGGCAAUGACUCAGCCAAGAGUAUUCAAGGUCAUGCUGCCCUCUGGCAGCCUCAAAAAUGAAAUUGCCUAUGUACAGCACAUUGAAGGCAACUCAGUGUACAUUCUCAUUGUUCCUUGGAAUUUGCCCUACAUCUCCAGUGGUGAGAACUCUGUGGUCUGCUGGGAGCUUUUUGAUGUGGACCUGGCCUACAAACAUGGCCUGGAAGUAACCCUUACCCUGAGUCCAGAGGGGCAUACUAUCACCCACUGCCUCCAGUCUCAGUACCACUGCAGCCUUCUUCAUGGAUAUUUUCGAAGGUGUAAUGUUGAGCCAGUGAACCUGCCUACUCCUGAGCAAAUUGCAUGGUUCAUUGUGUUGGGUGUGGAUCCCACUUUGGUCACACAUACCUUAACUUAUUUCUCUGCUCAAAGGUGGCAGGUAGGGGACUGUGGCAAGAUUCAGGCUGGGGAGUUUGUCAACAAGGUAGCCUACAUCACAAUGGACAUCCAAGGUGAAUCAGUGAUUGUUUGUUUGGAUAAUCCUACCCUGGAAUUGCCUGCAUCUCUGGAGAUUUCAAUCUACAACUUCAAAUGCAAGUUUCACAGUGGCAAUUCAGUAGAUGUCAUUGCCAGCCCUCAUCAUGGCUUUGAGGGCAUGGUACUUAGUGUUGACAUGAUCAAGGAGAUGGCUCUAUUGUGUGGCAAUGACAGACAACAGGAAAGUCAGGGUAUUCAGAUUGAAGAGCACUUCAUAGAGCCAGGGGAUGCACACAUCAAAAAGGUGUUCAAUGACAAAGAUGCCAAGGGGGACAAGGGCAAGUCCAAGGCUCAAGUACCAGAGGUUCCUGGUGAGGACAGCAAUGGUGAUGGGGCUGACAAUGAGGUGAUCAUUUUCUCGAAGAAGAAGGGGUGGGACAUAUCUAAAGGCGACCUAAUACAAGUCAUAUGUGGUCCUGCUGUAGAUGUUGAAGGGGUCGUUUGCAGCAUUGACUUGAUCACUGCAACCCUUACACUGGAGUCUGAAGACAGUCCAUGGGUACAUGAACAUCAUAUUGGAUGUGAAGUAUGGAUCAUCUCAGGUCUGAAUAAGGGAUACAGUGGGAUGCUGCGAUCAGUAGGCCAAACUUCAUGCACAGUUGCAAUCCAUUCCGGCACAAUGACAUUCAAAAAUACUGCAGUCAUCUCCAGAUUUGGCAUGUUGCUUGAUGGGACACUGCUAGAUCCAGGUCCAAGCAACCCCUGGGUCACCACCCCCAAUGAUGUCAAUGCACAAUGUUGCAGUGAGCAGGAGCAACAGAGCAUUGACUAUGGAUGCAUGUCCUGGCUCUUUGACAAUGACUUCUGUAACUUCAGCAAGUGGCAUGUCUGCUUGAGAGUCAGGCUUGCCUACAAUCAUGGGACCCUGGGCAAGCAAGUGGUUUGCACCACCAUUUCAGAUCAUUUCUUUUCAGAGAAGCAUGGCAUGGCACCUCCUGGGCAUGUAUUGGCCACCAUGACCUCAAGCACUGCAAGCACCAUCAUUGAACAUCACACUCUCCCACCAACCCAACAAGUACUGGUCAGCACUGCCUAA